Messenger RNA from Staurois parvus, 364 nucleotides. Lineage: Eukaryota; Metazoa; Chordata; Amphibia; Anura; Ranidae. The record is from the annotation of a GenBank genome assembly.
AUCUACACUGAUCAUCGGGGCACUGCUGAUGAGUGUGCCCUGAUGAUCUGUGUAGCCCCAGCAGUGCCACCUGUCAGUGUCCAUCAGUGCAUACCAGUGCACAUCAAUGCCACAUAUCAGUGCCCAUCUGACUUGCCUUUCAGUGUCACCCAUCAGUGCAAGUCAGUGCCACCUAUAAAUGACAAUCAGUGCCGCCUAUCAGUGCCACCUAUCAGUGCCAUAUAUGAGUGCUGCCUUUCAGUGCUCAUCAGUGAUGCCUGUCAAUGCCACCUACCAGUGCCUCCUCAUCAGUGCCACCUAUCAGUGCCCAUCAGCGCUGCCUGUCAAUGCCCAUCAGCGCAGCCUCAUUAGCGCACAUCAGUGA